UUGCUGAUAAAAUGGCUGUUCUCAGAUUGUAGCCCCCUUUCAUGAUUUGGGUCUGAAUCAUUGGAGGAUGGAGAUGUCUACCCAGCGAGAUAAUUCUGGUCCCAACAAAGUUUCAGGAUCAAGUUCUUGCCUAUAUGAUCUCUUAUGUUCAGACGCACCGACUUGGAGAUGCCCAAGUGACCGACGAACACAAUCUGGUCCACAAGAAAGGCUAGAGAUUUUGUUGCAUCAAUCUGCCAAUAGGUCCUGUGCAGAUUGUGGAUCUCUAGAUCCAAAAUGGGUAUCUUUAAGCUUUGGAGUAUUUAUUUGUAUAAAGUGUUCUGGUGUACAUAGAAGCCUGGGAGUGCAUAUAUCAAAG
Prunus mume (Japanese apricot) is the source of this 358-nucleotide messenger RNA. The record is from RefSeq and is a predicted model, not a curated record. Lineage: Eukaryota; Viridiplantae; Streptophyta; Magnoliopsida; Rosales; Rosaceae.